Messenger RNA from Drosophila ananassae, 772 nucleotides. RefSeq lists its product as uncharacterized. NCBI's taxonomy places the organism in Eukaryota, Metazoa, Arthropoda, Insecta, Diptera, Drosophilidae. Bases 178 to 624 code for a protein of 148 amino acids. Gene Ontology annotation, biological process: positive regulation of voltage-gated potassium channel activity; regulation of synaptic transmission, cholinergic; sleep. The record is from RefSeq and is a predicted model, not a curated record. The transcript has 3 exons.
CUUUUGCGGAGUGGGGAGCUCAUUACAACUCACUUCGAGUCGCAUUUGCCGAACGUUUCAGUUUCGAUUUCUGUCAGAAGAAACAGACGUUCAGCAAUCUUCGUUUGAGGCGGUUGGAACACGGUUGAAAUUGUUAAAAAAAAAUACUUAUAACCAAAUAUCCCAAGUGUUUCUAUAAUGGUGUCCGCUCUGAAAUGCAGUUUGGCCGUGGCCGUUAUGAUCAGUUUGGCCUGUUCGGCUUAUGCCAUCAAGUGCUACCAAUGUGAAUCGUUGACAACACCAAAAUGCGGUCUGAAAUUCGAGGGAGAUGACAACCUUUUGCUCGAUUGCUCCCGGAUUGGACCGCCCCGAUAUCUGCAGACCUUCUUCCCCGUGCGCAACGCCACUGGCUGCAUGAAGAAGACCCUCGAGAGUGUGGCCGGACACCCGCAGAUCAUAAGGUCCUGCUACUUCGGUGACAUCAACAACAUCCAGGUUGGCUGCCAGCAGGAUCCUUCCCUGCCCUUCGUCAAGCAACUGGACUGCAAUGUCUGCUCCAAGGACGAGUGCAACGGAUCCGCAUCCCUGGCCCCUGUUGCCGGCGCCAUCCUGCUCUUCUUCGGCGUGGCCCGUCUCCUGGCAUAGAUCCUAAGACCUAGCUCUUAAUUUGUAUUUCCCUCAGUAAUUUUAAAACCCAGCCUUAAUGGAAAGAUCUUGUUUUUUUGUAAAUUCAUAAAAUUUAUGUAUUAAUAAAAGAAGGAUAGAACCAAAUCCUAGCAAUAUGCCAAACUAA